Molecule: messenger RNA, 1276 nt
Organism: Phragmites australis (common reed)
Lineage: Eukaryota; Viridiplantae; Streptophyta; Magnoliopsida; Poales; Poaceae
Product: expansin-A2-like
Exons: 3
Coding region: 89-844 (251 amino acids)
Biological process (GO): plant-type cell wall organization
Cellular component (GO): extracellular region
Source: RefSeq, a predicted model, not a curated record
CUGGGCGCGCCACUCUCUUCACAGCCAAGCAACCAUCGAUUCCUAAGCUGCUCGCUUUAGCUCGCUCGAAAGAUAGUAGUGUGCUGCGAUGGCCACCGCCAAUAUUCUGCUCCUCCUGCUCUGCUCAACCUUCUGUUUCCUUGCCCGCCGGGCUGCCGGCGACUACGGCUCGUGGCAGACCGCCCACGCAACGUUCUAUGGCGGCGGCGACGCGUCCGGCACAAUGGGCGGUGCGUGUGGGUACGGGAACAUGUACAGUAACGGCUACGGCACCAACACGGCGGCGCUGAGCACGGCGCUGUUCAACGACGGGGCCGCGUGCGGGUCGUGCUACGAGCUGCGGUGCGACAACGACGGGCAGUGGUGCCUGCCGGGCACCAUCACCGUGACGGCCACCAACUUCUGCCCGCCAAACUACGCCCUCCCCAACGACGACGGCGGCUGGUGCAACCCGCCGCGCCCGCACUUCGACAUGGCCGAGCCGGCCUUCCUCCAGAUCGCGCAGUACCGCGCCGGCAUCGUGCCCAUCGCCUACAGGAGGGUGCCGUGCGCGAAGAAGGGCGGGAUCAGGUUCACCAUCAACGGCCACUCCUACUUCAACCUGGUGCUGGUCACCAAUGUGGCCGGCGCCGGCGACGUGCAGUCCGUCUCCAUCAAGGGCUCCAGCACCGGGUGGCAGCCCAUGUCGCGCAACUGGGGCCAGAACUGGCAGAGCAACUCGCUCCUCGACGGCCAGAGCCUCUCCUUCCAGGUCACCGCCAGCAACGGCCGCACCGUCACCAGCAACGACGUCGCGCCGGCCGGCUGGCAGUUCGGCCAGACCUUCGAAGGCGGCCAGUUCUAGCUGCUGCUCGACCCAUUGAUUCACCACGACGAGAAUUUAUUUCCGUGACGAGAAUCGAUUUGCAUUUGGAGUGUGAACAAGAGAAGGAAACCUCUUCGUUGUAGUAAAGAAGAGGCUCCGGCCAUUCUGAGGUUGCUUAUUAGCACCCGCUUAGGCCUUUCAUUCUCUGGUAGGAGUAAGUUAUAUGGAUCAAGUCGAGUAUUUUUCUGCGCUAGUAAUUGUAGCCUUGGGUUAAAAAACUGCAGGGCGGAUUAUCCAGUUCCAGGUUAUCGUAGAGCUGCAGGGGAUCGGAGUGGUGUCGUGUAACUUUUGUUGUAACCCCCGAAUCCAGCCACAUGGGUGGGAGAUGUUUGUGGGGACUUGUGCCUUUGGUACCGUGAACAAUCCUUUGUUUAUGGUCUUUACAUAUAUGAUAUCGCUGUGAUUUGAUAA